AUGAGUGAAGUGCAGGGUAUAAUCACAUAUUUUGAGAAAUAUAGAAUUGAAGGGUUUGAAGCUAGUUUGGAAAUUGCCAAAAACCUUGCACUUGAUAUGAAUAUAGAGCCAACAUUUCCAACAAAGCGUCGUAUCAUUAGAAAGAGGCAAUUUGAUGAAAUUGAGAGUGAAAAUGAUGAUGAGGAACAAUCACCCGAGGAAUCUUUUAGAGUCAAUUAUUUUUUGGUGGUUGUUGAUAUUGCAAUAGCUUCUUUGAAAAAUAGAUUUGAGCAAUUGGAGGUAUUUAAUAACAUAUUUGGUUUUUUGUUUGAUGCAAAAAGUUUGAAAUUGUUGGAUAAUGAUGAUUUGAGAAAAUCCUGCACAAAUUUUAAAACUACCUUUACUCAUAAUAAUUUUUCUGAUGUUGAUGCAGAUGAUCUUUUUUCUGAAUUGAAAGUGUUACAAAUGACUUUGCCAAAUGAUUUGAUGUCAGCAUUUGAAAUCCUUGAAUUUGUCAAAGCUGCAGAUUGCUAUCCAAAUGUUUCCAUUGCAUAUCGAAUCCUAUUAACUAUGUCAGUAACAGUUGCAUCUACCGAAAGAAGUUUUUCAAAGUUGAAGUUACUAAAGAACUAUUUGAGAUCGUCAAUGUCACAAGAAAGGUUGAAUGGUCUAGCUACUUUAUGUAUUGAGAAAAAUAUGUUAGAACAUAUUGAUGUAGAAACGAUUAUUAGUGACUUUGCGUCCAGAAAUGCUCGUAGAAAUAUUUACGUGUGA
This is a messenger RNA of Chenopodium quinoa (quinoa), 753 nucleotides long. RefSeq lists its product as uncharacterized. The record is from RefSeq and is a predicted model, not a curated record. Lineage: Eukaryota; Viridiplantae; Streptophyta; Magnoliopsida; Caryophyllales; Amaranthaceae. The transcript has a single exon. Gene Ontology annotation, molecular function: protein dimerization activity. Bases 1 to 753 code for a protein of 250 amino acids.